Messenger RNA from Humulus lupulus (European hop), 603 nucleotides. RefSeq lists its product as uncharacterized. The coding region runs from base 1 to 603 and encodes 200 amino acids. The record is from RefSeq and is a predicted model, not a curated record. The transcript has a single exon. NCBI's taxonomy places the organism in Eukaryota, Viridiplantae, Streptophyta, Magnoliopsida, Rosales, Cannabaceae.
AUGGCUCGCGGUGAAGGUGUUCAGACUCGAAGCUCCUCAGAGACUUCCAAUCAAUUUUCUGCUCUGGAUCCUGGUGGCCGAUCGUUUUCCGAUGAUGCUAGGAAUCCAUAUUUCCUAUCCAACAGUGAUUAUCCUGGAGCUAGUUUAGUUCCCAAAAUUCUAACUGGUUGUGAAAACUAUAGCUCGUGGCGUCGAGCAAUGACAGUCGCAUUGAUCGCAAGAAACAAGCUCAGAUUUGUUAAUGGCAAACUUCUAGCACCUGAUGAAGACGAUGAUGACUUUGAGCUAUGGAAUCGGUGUAAGAGCACAGUGAUAUCCUGGAUUCUUCAUGCGGUAUCAAAUGAAAUAGCUGAGAGCAUCAUGUAUAUGGAGAGUGCUACAACAAUCUGGACAAAUCUUGAAGAGCGAUUCAAUCAGAAGAAUGAUCCUCGAGUUUUUGAAGCGAUCAAAACCAAGCAGUCUCUUGCACAAGGAUCAAGUAGUGUUACUAACUAUUUCACUCGUCUCAAGUCCCUAUGGGAUCUUAUUCAAGAGUAUCGACCACAACCAGCUUGCACUUGUGGUGCUAUGAAGAUCAUCCAAGAAUAUCACGACGAGGAUUGA